This is a messenger RNA of Zingiber officinale, 2085 nucleotides long. RefSeq names its product 4-coumarate--CoA ligase 1-like. NCBI's taxonomy places the organism in Eukaryota, Viridiplantae, Streptophyta, Magnoliopsida, Zingiberales, Zingiberaceae. Gene Ontology annotation, molecular function: CoA-ligase activity. The record is from RefSeq and is a predicted model, not a curated record. Bases 73 to 1719 code for a protein of 548 amino acids. The transcript is spliced from 5 exons.
UCUAAUUUUCCCACUUGUGUUCCCCGUCGGUGGUCGGCAGAUUUCUAAUCCGCACCGGCGAAUCUGGUGGAAAUGGGUUCAGUUGCGCGGCCGGAGGAGACAAUUUUCCGAUCUAAGCUACCGGACAUCGAGAUCAACAACAAUAUUCCUCUGCACACCUACUGCUUCAAGCGGCUCGCGGAGUUCGCCGACCGGCCGUGCGUCAUCGAUGGCGCCACCGGUACCGUGCUCACCUACGCCCAAGUGGAAGCCUCCGCCCGCCGAUUUGCGGCGGGGCUGCAUAGCGUCGGCAUCGGGCGGGGAGAUGUGUUCAUGAUCUUACUUCGUAACUCGGUAGAGUUCGUCAUCGCGUUCCUCGCCGCCUCCUUCGGGGGGGCCGUCGCCACCACGGCGAAUCCGUUCUACACUCCUGGAGAGAUCCACAAGCAGGCGGAUGGUUCCGGCGCGCGCCUUAUACUCACUGAGUCCUGCUAUGUGGACAAGAUCCGUGACUACGCGGCAGAUCACGGCGUCACUAUCGUUGCGGUCGGCGAUUGGCCUGUCCCUGAUGGCUGCCACGCCUUCGCCGACCUUCUGGCUUGCGACGCCGGGGCGCUGCCGGCGGUCGAGUUCGAUCCCGACGACGUGGUGGCGCUGCCAUACUCGUCGGGCACCACCGGGCUGCCUAAGGGCGUGAUGCUGACCCACCGCAGCCUGGUCACCAGCAUCGCCCAGCAAGUGGACGGCGAAAACCCCAACCUCAACUUCCGUCCCGACGACGUCCUCCUCUGCGUCCUCCCCCUCUUCCACAUCUACUCCCUCAACUCUGUCCUCCUCUGCAGCCUCCGCGUCGGCGCCGCCAUCCUCAUCCUGCGUCGGUUCGAGGUCGGUCCGCUGCUGGAGCUGGUCCAGCGCUUCAGGAUCACAAUCGCGCCCCUGGUGCCGCCCAUCGUCCUGGAGUUCGUGAAGAGCCCGCUCGUCGACAGCUUCGAUCUCUCAUCGAUAAGAAUGGUCAUGUCCGGCGCCGCCCCCAUGGGCAAGGAGGUUGAGGAAAAAUUCAUGGCUAAGCUUCCCAAUGCCAGGCUGGGCCAGGGCUAUGGGAUGACGGAAGCCGGGCCGGUGCUGUCGAUGUGCUUGGCAUUUGCCAAGCACCCAUUCGAGGUGAAGUCCGGCGCCUGCGGAACCGUCGUGAGGAACGCCGAGAUGAAGAUCGUCGACCCAGAGACGGGGGCGGCGUUGGGGCGGAACCAGCGAGGCGAGAUCUGCAUCAGAGGCGCCCAAAUCAUGAAAGGUUAUAUCAAUGAUCCAGAGGCAACAAGGAACACCAUCGACAAGGAUGGGUGGCUGCACACCGGGGAUGUCGGUUACGUGGACAACGACGAUGAGGUCUUCAUCGUCGACCGGCUCAAGGAAAUCAUCAAAUACAAAGGCUUCCAGGUCGCCCCGGCUGAGCUUGAAGCACUACUCGUUACCCACCCUAAAAUUGCCGAUGCAGCUGUUGUCCCGAUGAAAGAUGAAGUUGCUGGGGAAGUUCCUGUCGCUUUUGUCGUGCGGUCCAAUGGCUCAAAAAUUACCGAAGAUGAGAUCAAGCAGUACAUCUCCAGACAGGUGGUUUUCUACAAAAGAAUCAGCAAGGUUUUCUUCACUGAAGUCAUCCCCAAGGCACCAUCCGGCAAAAUCUUGAGAAAGGAUCUGAGAGCCAAGCUAGUUGAGAAAUUCCCCAUCGGUCCGUUUCCGUGAUUGUUGCCCCGGACCGCUAAUUGGACCGUCGUCCACGACCACAGAUACAUAAUCUAUACUCCCCUAGAUGCUGUGUCACAUUCCUCACAGAAUACGCGCUUCCAAAAUGAAACACAGCUAAGAAUUCUUUGCACCUUGUUCACUUGUAUUCGGUAUAGCACUAUUUGGUCUUUCUUCUCCAUCUUUAAUAGAUAUAUAUUUAUAUUCUACAUUUGUGAUGUUUUAUAGCAUUGAUGUGGGUAUAUAUAAGUUAUACAAUAUUUCUUGUUACAGUUGGUAUGGUCAGUUUGUUGGCUAUAGGAUAUUUCACUUGUAAAAAUACUUGUUUUAAUUAAUUGAACAAUUGCAAUAGCUUUUAUCUACUUG